GAGAACUACUAUAAUCAUACGUCGAAACGUACUCGAUAACUCGCCAACGAAUGUUAUUUCUCUCCAGAGCAACGCCAUUCUAUUGUCGGAUUCUUCUCUGGUUGGCAAUAGAGAUUAAACCAUGCCUCGUCGUCUAUGGCGGCGGUAUCCUCCAGGCAGGUUUUUGUUGUUGAUUAAAGUUCCGUAAAUUCCAUACUUACAUACAUCAGCUGGCUUAGAAUCAAUUCGCAGAAGAUUCAUUUCUACUCAGUUUCGCAUUUUCAGUUUUUCGGUUAUGAUUUUCUAACACAUCACAUAGGAAAUGCCGGUGUUGGCCAACAGAGCCUUUAGAUUCUAUGCUCUGAGUAAAAAGCCUCCUCGAUUGUGGCAGAGCGUUUUUAUCCUUCAGGUUCAAACAUCUGAUCACUUCCUCGGUGAUUUUCAACACCAUAAGCUCCCGUAUUGAAAUGCUUACACCAUUCGCGUACUAUGCUUUCGCUUAGAGUCUGCUUACCUAACGUUUUCAUCAAUCUUCGAUGAAUUUCCGCAUUGCUAGGGCAUUGAAGAAACUAAAACUUGGCCAGUGAGCGUUGAUGUUCGAGACAAAUUUUUUCUUCUAAUUAAUUGUUUUUGUAUUUUCCUUUUAAUAAAUUGUUUUUAGAGUUAACUAAAGCGGCUUUCAUUUAAUAGUUUUCAGAAAACGGCAUACUUACCAACCAAAGUUCAUCUGCGGCACCUAAUUCAGGAACCAUUUUAUUUCAGCGUUUGUCGCAUUCGCUUGUAACAGCUUGAUGACAUAUCUCAUAAAUACAUUUUUUUCUCUUUUGUUCUUCCUGUUUUUUUUACCCGCGUUGUAUGGAUCGGAUUUAGUGUCUCUUAAAUAAGCUAAUAGUGCAGGGGGUAGAAGACAGACUUAAUUAGCCCAGGGUAGAUAAAAGCCCUUACGAACUUGAGUGGACUUUUGGCCUAAUUGUGAAUAUGAGAUACUAAUUGACCAGAAGUCGACGGUAUACAUUCCGUCUUAUUUAAUCGUCUAAUUCUAAUGUGCCUUCAGUUACCAAGGUGUUCACAAGCCAGCCUCUGAAUGGCAAGCUUCAUCAACUGUGUGUAUCGUAAAGGUAUUAACGAGCAAUGCCAUUACCAUUAUAUUGUGAUCUAGUAAGUCAGUCCAAAACGAUUCACCGAGAAAUAACUACGGCUGAUGAUCGCUGUUAGUGGGGCCGCUUAUGAUCUGGUCGAGUCAUUAUAUCGUGAACAAUUAAAGACUCGAUUUCAUUACGUGCCGAAGUGAUUCAAUUAUUAAUUGUAAUUUACUAAAUUUGUACCUUUAUACAAGAACUUAUAAAAGGAUGGAAUUGCAUUGGAGGCUUGACGUACUGUGGUUUUCUAUGAAUUGAUACUUCAUGGGAAUCAUGCAAGGUGUAACCUCAUUUCGAGAGGGACCGAGGAAAAUCGGAAUUAUGUACAAAGUAGCCUAGGGAUAUUUUUUCAAGAUUCCAUCUGUACUAAAUGUAUAUUAUCCUAUCCGAAAACAGGCUGUAGAAAAUAUACGUCAAAAGCCACGGUUAGAAUCUGUAAAAGGGCCCGCCUAAAAGUCGAGUUUUACAUUUUCUCUGGUAUGAAAAGUAUAUAUACGCGUAUAUAUUUACAUAACCUGUUAAGGUUAACAUAAUAGUAAAGGAAGUUAUCUACCUAAAGCACUCUAUAAACACACAUAGGAGUGUGUACGAGCAGGUUUUUUACUCACUCAAAUUUUUAUUCAUCCGGUUCGAUUUGUAGGAGAGGCGGACAGAAGCAGAAGAAGAUGGUUCAAGAGCGCGAAAAAAUUAAUGGAAACUUGGGCGGCCCCCAUACAUUGCCGCUUUUUUUAGGUUUUAAUUUGCUAGUAAUCUUAAUAAUCUUCUUCAUUGCUUGAUUUAUUACUAAAUGACUUUCAGUAGAAGAAGCGUUAUUGUAACGUUGUAACGUUAUAAGUGUCCCAUCAAAGCAACUCCUGGAAGUCUAGAGUUAAGUUUAUGCAAUGCGGUGCUACGAUGACAACAUUAACAAAUUCUUAAGGCGAACAAAGGAUGGGUUUAGCCAAGAGUGCGAUUUGGGACUCGUGAUUUUCGCUCAUUUCUGUCUAAUUCAGCUUACGUACUGAGUGGUUGUUUGUAUAGCAAACCGAAAUUAAUGUAGUGAAAAUUAGUUAGGGCCAGACCUUGGUAUCUGCUUCGCAAUAACCGUCACCAUUAUGUAAGCAAGUUUAGCGUAUUCGCUGACAUUAUUUAUAAAAUUCUAUUUAAGCAAACAACUCUAUCACAAAUCUAUCGAAGAUUUUGACGUGUCUGAUUGCGUUGAAAACCCACGAUCGAAUAUGAUUUUCAUUUCAAUGUAUUACAAGUUGUGCCAUCGAAAUAUGCUAAUUACCGCUUCGGACGGACUUCAGAAGUAUUAUUUAAGCCGAUAGGCUUGACCAUUUUGAGGCAGCUCUUGGUUCAUCGAGGUUUGUCGAUGACACGCUGUUGGUCUGGGCCCAUAUGAUUUUCCGGUUUGUCAUGUUAGCUAAAGCCAAGUUUCGUAUUGGUCAUAGGUCUCUGUUAACUCUGAAGGUUAUAAGCAUAAUCUUUGGAAUAUGCGUCACAACGCCUGCUGAAAUUUAUUAUUUUCUGAUAAACGAAGCAUUUUAGGAGAACAAUAAAUAAAUUAGCUUUUGUCGGUCCCAUAGGAGUGCUGUUUGGGUUGAGGUUAGUAUUUAGCUAAGAGUGCAAUGGUGUUCACUCUAUUUCACUCAAUUGAUACGCGGUAAAAGCGGCCUAUAUGUUGUCGGUCGUUCACUAAACCGUCCCUCAGUGUGGUAGCACCCGCUCGAAUAUAUUUUUGGGUACGUGAGGAGGAGCAUUUUAUUUUCAAUGGCCAGUAAAUAUGGGCAGGCGAUCCAAUUAUAGCGCUUAUCUAUCCGCAUAGAUAUGUUUGAAGGAGGUGUGCCCCGGUGGUAAUUGCCCGAGGUUGUUGUUUAUACUGCCGAGAUCAGAUGAGGCGAAUCAGUAGUGAUGUCUACGUGCAAAGACAUGUGUGCAGAGCGAACCCGUUCAUCGUCACUUGGACGGGCUCGUGGCUAUCGAGCACGAUACUGGGCGUAUUUGCUUGAUAACCUACAAAAAGCAAAAGAUGAAAUCUGUGAUGUCUGUGAGCGCGACCAGGAUAUUCUGGCAUGCAAGGAAGCACUGCUCGUCCUUAACAACUACUCAAAAGAAUUAAUAGCUCUUAUUGAGCUGAUUCGGCUGAAUGACAAACUUGAGAAAACCCCCGAGCCUUGCAGACCAUCUUCACUAUCAUGGGAGGUUCGAAAGCCUGGAGGAAGCCUCAGUCGCAUGGCUCGUGUAUCACCUGUGCCCCCGCGAUACUCCCCGCUACCUCAAGCAAAGGAAACGUGUACCGUUGCCGUACAAACCAUCAAUUCCGGACAACUUUCUGACGAUAAUCGAACGCGAGUUCCGCCCCCUACGCCCAAUCGACCUGCAAGUGGCCUUGCAACUAGGGUGACUUCAAAGAACUCACCGUCGUCGCCCGUUCCUAUGAAGUCCAUUUUGUCGACGCGCAAUACGACUCAAAAAGCACCACUUGCCGUUACUCCCGUGACCAAAAAACCCUUGGGUUUAGCGGUCUCGCAUGCCCGGAAGUUGUUGGCAUCUUCACCAACCUCAACCCUCAGGAAACAAAUUGUACCUAAGACAGCAGGUCCUCCUCCGGUCAAACAGACUACAUCGUCCUUGCUAAGGCGCUGUGCAACUACUAUGGGGGCCGAUACUAAAACUAUCUUAUCACAAAGGACUCCGAACGUCACUAAGAUGAGCGAGUCAACAAGCUCCCUAAGCAGCUCCACCUCAAGCAAGUCAUGGGCGGAAACGGUCAAAGGUGGCUCGAUGCGCGCAUUAUCAGUUGCAAACAACGGGCUCGGUGUUAAUGUCGAUUCAAAUAAUGAGACGAACAAUGACGACGAUGGUUGGAAGGUUGUCAAUCAUCACAAAGUGAAGGCGAAGUCUCCGAGUCCAUUGGUAAUUCGAUCUCCUUCUGUGCCGGAAAUUAUUCGGAAGCGGCCCUCGGGUUCGCCGGCCACUGUCUUCAAGAGGCCAUCACUGUCCCUUCCCCAAAAUGAGUCCUGGAUUACAAAAUCGCUACCAGCGCUAACUCAAAAGCUGGCCACAGUGCAAGGAGCGCAGUGUGGUGGAACUAUGCCACCACUGCAGAAAAGUCACACAACUUUUUCGAUCGUACAACGACGUGACAAGGAAAAUGAUCCUGUACCACCAAAAGUCGUGCACAAGACUCCUCAACCUAAAAGCGCCCCGAUAAAGGCUAGCGUCAGGCCGGUCUCAAAAGUCGCGCCAACCCGAGUAGCUAUGGUAAAACCUACAACAAGAACUUCAAGUGUCACAUCCAGGGCUCAAGAAAAAAGUAGGCCAAACGCAACGGUUGCAGAUAAACUCAGACAGGAAACGGAUAAUAAGGCCAAGGCGGAAACAAACAAGAUUAAGAGGGAUUCAACCAUAAGAAAAUCACAAGUAAAUGAGAGAUCUAGUGUAUGUGAAAAGGCUACAUAUGCAUAUAUACCUCUUGAUAAGCGUAGUUCAGGGUCAGCUGAGGAGAAAAGUUCAACAUCUUCGAGCAUGGAAGUCAGUACAGAGUCUGUGACUCUCGGUGACAGCCGUAAUGAUCCCCAAGGAGUACCCCAGGAGCUUACCAUAUUCAUUCCAGAGUCAGUACGAAGCGAUUCUGUCAGCGAGGUGAGUCCUCGCAGUGUGGAUAAGAACAUUUCGACUGAUGGGCCGUUUGAAGGGGAUUUUUUCACUGACCGCAUGGCGGCCGCUAUCUGGAUUAAUAAGCAGGGCUUGUCGCUGGCUGAUCAGGUUGAAUUCUUGGACCAAAUUGAGCAACGCGUGCCAGGACGGGCUACCAAGGUUCAUGAAAAGCUUUCGUCGCCUAGGAAGGGCGUCACAGAAGAGACGCUACGAAAGCACGAACAACGGCAAGCUAAGGCCCAGGAACAUCGUGAUCGACUAAAAGAAGAGAGAGCACAAAAUUAUCGCGAUAUCCUACGUAAAGUCGAAGAGCAUAAAGCUGCCAAAGAAGAAGAAUCCAAAACUCUCUUACAGCGGGCCAAGGAGAAGCAGGACAAAGCCGAUAAAAAUCGCGAGGAACAACUUCGCCGUAAAGUACAGAAGGCCCAUGAUGAAAAAGAGAAGGUACAGGAGAUCGCGUUCAUAAAUACGCUCGAGGCACAGAAUAAACGUCAUGAUAUCUUCGAGCGAGAAAAGGAAAGUGACAUGAGGAUACAAGAGCGCCAAAAGAAACAUCAGCAAAAACUUGAAGAGAAGGCGGCUCGAGAGGCGGCCGCUGAAGAACGCCGAAAAGCCCUCGAAGAAGAAUGGCAAGUUAAAGUGAAUGAGAUCCUCGAACGGCGCGCCGAUCGGGAUCGUAAACUGCAGCAACAGCAACAGGAAAAGGAAGCCAAACGCCAGGCGAUUUCAAAGAUCAAUGAGUUAGUUAGAGAACGAGUUAACGCACCUGGCUGUACACCGUACGAAACGAAGAAGAUGUGCAGCGCCUGCAACGUUCUUAUUACAUCCGAAGUGUAUCUACUGAGUCAUCUGAAAAGCGGUAAGCAUCAGGAGGCGAUGCUGAGGGAUCAAGAGAGCUAUGAUACGCUGUCAGAAGACAUACAUUCAUACAGUCUGAAGUACAUCAUCGAUGCGCCGAUUGAUGAGAAACUGAUCGCGGAGACUGAGGCCCUAAGGAAACACCUUAAAGCCAUUCAGAAGAAGAGAUGUCGUAAGCUGAAGCAGAAAAUCCUUCUGAAAAGCAAGUUGUAUGAAAACCAACAAGCUGAGACCAAUUCAUCGCCUGCUGCGAAAGAGAGAAAGAGCCGACCAUUAGACAAACAGCUGCGGGAACUCGCACGUGUGCUGCAACAGAACAAAAAUGUCAAGGGUGUCUGGACAACGGACGCGUGCAAUGCACUUGAACGGCCUCUCGGCGAUUUAGAACGUUUAGGUGGGAAAUCUGCUCAGGCUGACCAGCAACUGGCGGAAUAUCUUUCCUCAAGGGAUUGUUUACCUCUACUCAUCGAGAUCGCCAAAUUAGUGCAGCGCAACAACUUACUGGUGUCAAGUGUGAUCCCAGCCAAAGCAUUCGGUCGCGCAUGUCACUUGUUGCGGCUGGCAAUCGACGCUACGCAAGGGAAGGCUGCCAAAGAACUUCUUCAAGGUAAUGGGGCACUAGCGUUAAUCGAAUGCCAGCAACACCUUCUAGCAAUUUUAGUACCGGACGAUAAUCCAGCCCCGCCAAAGGCGCUAGUUGCAAGCUGCGCCUUCACUAGUUGCCUUUUCCACGUACUUCAGGUGUUGUGCGACAGACUGGCAGUGACACCUGAUAUCGGCGACCUACGAGGAAGGGUCGUUGAUUUAAUUAGCUACACCGUCAGCGUUGGAAUCCUUGAUAAGCUUAUGUAUUACUUCACGUAUAUUCAGAGACCACGGGACUGUGAAUCACAAGUUGUAUCCGAUACAUUGUUGCACGCAUUGCAUUUCGUGGCUGGUCUCGUCCGUUUGCUAGCUGCGGUAGAAAAUAACGGAACCGUUACCCAAGCCCAGACCGCAUUGUCUGACGAGGCACCCUCUGAUAGUACCCAACUAUUAUUUACUUUGCGUCGUACAGAUGCAAUGGGCGUUGUGGCCUUGUUGUAUUCAACGUUGCUGUGUCAAGGGGCUACACCUCGGGGCAAAGAAGACAAUGGUGUCCCGGCCCGAAUGCCCCAAAGACAGGUCGGAAUCACGCUGGCAGCGUGUCAUCUUCUUACAAAUCUGGCCAGCGCCGAACUUUCUACCUUUCAAGAAGUGCUGGGCAGAGAAGGCGUAUCGCUUCAAAUCCGCCAUAUUGCUAGCUACUUGCUGUGGUACUGCAGUCAUCACGUCCAGGAGGUUGAGGAACGGAAGUUGCUUCAUCAGGUCCUUCUGUUAGUGGGAUUCUUCGCUGUGGACAAUCGAGAUAAUCAGAAUGUAAUCCACACGGGAGGCCAGCCAACCGUCUUACAAAUGCUCUGCAAGCUUCCCUUCGACUACUUCUGUGAUAAUAUGUUGCGUGAUAUUCUUAUCCCAACGCUGCUAGCGUGCUGCAGCCUAAAUGAACAGAAUACGUUGUUGCUUUGCGAAGAGAUCUCUCCUGUCAUGCUGCUAACCUAUCUCGAAGAAAAAAUCCAGGAAUCAAGUGACGCAGAAUUGCCUAAGAUUACCAACGACACAUCGGCAAGGGUCACAGCAUCGCAGAUUCGUCGUGACAGGCCCAAUGGAGUGUGGGCGUUUAACAAGCGCUUCCCCCAACGACUGUGGCCGGAUGCGCUAGAAUUUCUUCGCAAAACAGGGUAGACCAAAAGGAAAAUAAAAGGUCAACAAAUAUGUACAGGGAAUAAUCACAUUUAUUAAUAUUUCUCACUAUAACCAUAAUAAAUUACAUCGGUUAGUUUCUAUCGGUUGAUCAUGAAAAUGAAUAAAGUCAUGUUGACUCGUAAUAACAGCAAUAACACGACUGCAUUGGGUCACAAGUCUCGCGGUCAACUCUUUCGGUUGAGUCAGUGGAACUAUUCGAUCCGGUUCAACCGGGUUUUUGGGGAGUAAAAAUUAUGUAGUUGUCUCAUAAAAGCACCCGACACUUCGACUAAAAUCUGAGAGAUCCUGACUCGACCGUGCUGCAACACAGACACAUACUACGAUAUAUACAAAUAUUCCAAAAAGGUUCAUUGUUCUAUUUAUUAAGUCGUUAUUAGCUUUAUAAUUACGUACUACUACUACUACUGUUGAGUUACAUGUUGUAAAAUUAAACUGUGUCAAAGUAGUCACUUGUGUGCAACAUAUAAUUAUUAGUAUCUUUGUGAGAAGAAUGAGAAAACGUGCUAAAAAGUUCCCAUGCGUAGCGUAAAGGAUGACCAGUCAUAGGCAUUAUAAUCCACAUAUCGCGGCUUGCCAGAGAACUCGUAGAAGAUUUUGUCUGAAGAUAUCCUCCAAAUAACAAAAGUCGUCGUUACGACUAUCAAGUCAUGGUACUACCGCCAGAUGAUACCAGAGGGAUGACAAAUUAUAGGAACAUGAUCAACUUGUUAUCGGAUCGCAUAAUGAAAUUGAGUAUGUAUUUAUAUUUAACCACAGAAGAAGUCUCUGUUUUCUAGACGUCAAACAGAAAACGAGGUCAAUGAAAGAUACAGUAGAAACGAUAUGUUGUAGACCUCAAAUUUGUUAGACCCUUGUACAUUUAUUUGACGAUGGUCAGUGUUAAGAACAUACUCACGAGGAGCAACGUAUCCAUCAGGGCUCAAUUCAAAGUACCUUUACUCACGGAGGAAAUAUGAUACUACAAGAUUAUUAUAACGAUAAUUAUUAGCAAUUGAUGCAAUUAAGUGUUUCUCAUCUAUUAACAACAUCACCAGGUAUAGUCAAUUAACGAUGUUUCAGUUCUGGGCUGGUCCAACAAGAUGAAUAGUAUCAUGAAGAAACUUCUGAUUGUAUCUUCGCUGAACCUUUCUUUGACUCUAUGGGUAAACGAGUUUCGAUAACGGACUCCAAACUUUUGAAAAAAGUAUGAACUGCUAAGCAUAGCUGAGCGUGGCUUAUGGCGUCGAACUUAUAUUGCAUUGCCCAUCCUGCCAAAUCGUAGCAUGUUUUGUUGAAAUGGUCAGGAGGGCACCUGUGAGAAGAACAACAGGGAGCUCCGACAACGCUCUGUUAAUGAUAAAGAAGAGUGAUAAGAAAAACCUGUUGUUAAAUACAUGGGUCGUAUAAUCUAGUGGUAUAGGAACAUUUAACUAGAAAUGUCCUUAGUGAUCAGUUCAAAUCGUACUUCUAAUUAAAAUACCAGAUCCUGUAAGUCAGUUUGAUUCGUUCAUCUUUGAAAGCGGAUGAAGGGCACACAUUUUCUUCGAACACACAUUUUUAUGGCAUAGUUGGGACUGCGAUAUAUUAGAUUCUAUAUUAUAAAUAAGCCAGUGGUGCUGCAUGAAAUUGGUCAGUCCUGGGAAAACAUUUUCAAAUUCUCGUCAUGGCUGCACUGAUAGAUUCGCUUGUUGUAUUCACUUGAGACUUCAAUUAAAGGGCAUUACCACUAAGCACAUACCUUUUAUAUAGUCUUAGCGAUAGUCCUCUAUAAGUAUUAUGUAAAUCUAACAAAAUCCGCUGUUGAAUAGAGAUGAGAAUAGUAGCAAACGAGACGCUCUCCCCUAUAUUGUCCAAAUGCGAUCGGUUUAACAUGCUCGUUUCAGACGUGCUUCGAGUAUGGCAAACGUGCAAUUGUGCCGUUGCAUCGUCAUCGCCAUUAGUGUCUAGAUCAUACAAUCGAUGCCGCUGUAUGAAUGAUGCAAACGCGCACAAGUCUGCAUGCACCUGACAGGAACGCUUUCACGUUUCCCUUUCUUUCUAUAAGUUAAAACAAAGCCAUCAUGUAUAUAUCCAAAACGAUUUCCAACAAUACGGGGUAUGUUUAACGGGAAACCUAAGGAAAAGGUCAAAAUAGCUCCAGGUCCAGUGAUGACUACUUGGUCGAAAGGGUAGACCUAUGAAGGUGAAUUGGCACAUACUUGUGCGGUAUAUGCGCGGGACUGUACUAUACCAACUUUUCAUUGUCUUUUCAGAUAUCUGCUUAAGACAGGCCGUACAAUGCAGGCAUUCUGUAAUGCAGGAAUUCAUAUAUAGACAACGGUCUUUGCGGUGUACUCAUAAAUGGAACUUCAUUUGCACAUCUGAUAAGCAGCAUCGCAAUUUGCCAUAGAUUAAAAAUUACUGGAAGAGGAUGCCGGGAGCUCGUAAUGGCCUAAAUAUGACGUCGCAGGCAGUAAAUUAAUAAUGUAAACAACAUUUGCGUGGAUACCUUUUCGGGUCUUCUAAUGCACGAUUGUGAUGAUCAGUUAUGGCUCUAUGUAAAUAGCAAUAAUCACAAUAGAAGAAGCGAUAAUAACCCCGAGAAAAAACUGUCUCAGGUAUAUAUAUAUAUAUAUAUAUCUGGAGCUUAGGUCUACUAUUUGAUGAAUGCAUCUAGCAAUAAAUAUAGUGUUUUUUAAUUGAGAUCUGUAUUUAUUUUUAUUUAUCGGGAGCUUAUUAUAGGCGUGUAGAGCAAACAAAAAAUAUUCAUACAACACUUCAUAGACCCAAGCGAUUUUUUAAGCCAUGAAAAGCAAAGGCGUUGUACAAUAGGUUCAUUAGCCAUGGGUUUGCAGUGGUAAAGUGCUUGCUUAUUCUACCGAGUUCCAGGUUCGUUUUAUGUUUAAAGAAGCCACUGGUCUGAAGGAAUGCGUAGCCAAUGCGCAAACGUCGAACAUUUUUCAUACAACUUUGAUACGUGCAUAUUAAAAGCCAUAACAUAAACUUUGAAAAUGCCUAACCUUAAAGCACUCGUUAAACAAUGAAGCACUAAACUUGCAGCCAUUUUUUGUAUACCUACUCCUGUCAAAAACCGAUUCCUAAAAAUUUUAUUAUUUUUAAAGUAAAUCGUAGAUUUUUGAUAGUAUGAAGUCGGGAUAGAUAACGUUCGAAUGUGCAAAUUUCUGAAAGGGUUCAUAAUAGGUUCAGUAUUCGGGCCCAGUACGACGCAUCAAGACUGAUCUUGUCUGUCGCCCGGAAUACCCUUGAGAGUAAGUUCGUUAAUUAGUGGUUAAAUAAAAUCCAGAAAGGACUUAUGUCAACGUGCAGCAAGUGGUCAAUAUAUAGGGAAAAAUGAGGCUCUUUAGGUAAACAUUUGCAAGACGCUAAGGUUCAGAAGAAUGACCACCACAAACGAAGAGAAAACUUCACCUGUGUGUUUCCUAUUUCGUAACUUAUAAUAGAAAAUAACAGUCCAUGAAUUUCCUAGAAAUUAUCAAUCGAGGAUAGGUAUGUCGCUAGCGUCAAAGCACUGCUAUUGCUAAGCCCGUUUGUAGAAUCCUAGGAAGCGUAACAUUUAAUCUUUCGAAGGGUAAAGAAUCUGAAGUAAUUGUCCAUUGCGCUCCAUUUAGCACUGACCAACCGAAUGAACAGUUAGAGUUAUAUAGGUGUGUGAUACAAUCGUAGACGAUUGUGUUUUCCUUCGGCUGCGUACUAUGAAAAUGCCGUUGUUACAGGCCCUGUUAAAAGGAAGCCUAGA
Messenger RNA from Varroa destructor (honeybee mite), 11118 nucleotides. It is a transcript of the gene ssp3, whose product is annotated as SCAPER domain-containing protein short spindle 3. The record is from RefSeq and is a predicted model, not a curated record. NCBI's taxonomy places the organism in Eukaryota, Metazoa, Arthropoda, Arachnida, Mesostigmata, Varroidae.